AUGUCAAAGAGCUCUCUUUGGAAUUUCGUAUUGUUCUCUUCGACAUCUUGGAGUUAUUCUCUGGCAGUUUCCUUUAAACAUUUUGAAGCUGUUCUCUGUAUUUUUUCUGAAACUCAUCAAGAACUUCAAACAUUACAAAAUAAUUUUUUAAAUCUUCAAACACAUUUUGUAAAUAUUGAUUAUGAGAACUCUGAAUUAGAAAAUUAUAAUAAAAUUUUAGAAGAAGAUGAAAAUGAAAAAGACAAUGAAUUUUUAUUUAUCUCUGAAUACCAAUUACAAAAAUAUCACUAA
Molecule: messenger RNA, 291 nt
Organism: Dentiscutata heterogama
Lineage: Eukaryota; Fungi; Glomeromycota; Glomeromycetes; Diversisporales; Gigasporaceae
Source: the annotation of a GenBank genome assembly